Messenger RNA from Drosophila guanche, 4830 nucleotides. RefSeq names its product trehalase. Gene Ontology annotation, molecular function: alpha,alpha-trehalase activity. Bases 109 to 4758 code for a protein of 1549 amino acids. The record is from RefSeq and is a predicted model, not a curated record. Gene Ontology annotation, biological process: trehalose catabolic process. Lineage: Eukaryota; Metazoa; Arthropoda; Insecta; Diptera; Drosophilidae. The transcript has 4 exons.
GCCUUUGAGCAGUCGGUCAAUGUAUGUUCUCUAUGUGUGUGUCUAUUCGUAUUUGGAAUUGCAACACACAAAAUUUACACAGAACACACACAAAAUUCACUGUCCAAAAUGCCGCAAAAUCUGUGCCGGUGUGGGCCACAGGUGCUCGGCGCGGCAAAUCGGGCUGUCUACUGCUCUGGGCCGCUGCUGGACGCUGUACAGCGGUCGAACAUGUUCCCCGACUGCAAGACAUUCGUGGACAUGAAGAGCAAGUAUCCGCCGGAGAGGCUGCUGGCCGACUAUGAGCUGUUCCGCAAUUGCCGCAAGAAUGAUGGUUCCUUACAGUUUCUCGAAAUGUUUGUCGAGAAACACUUUCUGGAGAAGGGCACCGAGCUGGAGGAGUGGACACCGCCCGAUUGGAAGAGUGAGCCGCCGUUUGCCAACAGAAUCGCCGAUCCGGAGCUAAGGAGAUUCGGUGUGGAACUCAACGCCCUGUGGAAGGUGCUGGGCCGACGCAUGAAGGAUGAGGUGAAGGAGAAUCCAGAGAAAUAUUCCAUUGUGUACGUGCCGAAUCCGGUGAUCGUGCCGGGUGGCCGCUUCAUUGAGUUCUACUACUGGGACUCGCUGUGGAUCAUCCGCGGCCUGCUGCACUGCGGCAUGCACGCGACGGCCCGUGGCAUGAUCGACAACUUCCUGUCGAUAGUGAGGCAAUAUGGGUUCGUGCCAAAUGGGGGACGCAUCUACUACUACGGCCGCUCGCAGCCACCGAUGCUGAUACACAUGAUGAAGGCGUAUGUGGAUGUGACGCUGGAUGAGAAGUAUGCCAUGCAGUCGCUGCCGCUGCUCGAGGCCGAGUUCGAUAACUUUGUGGAGAAGCAUCAGGUGCAGGUGAAGGGGCGCACGAUGUACCACUACCAGGACUACUCGACGGGGCCUCGCCCGGAAUCGUAUCGCGAGGAUGUGGCCAGUGCGGCAGAGUUCCUGAGCGAGCCGGAGAAGGAGCGCCACUACACGCAGCUCAAGUCCGCCUGCGAAUCCGGCAUGGACUUCAGUUCCCGCUGGUUCAUUGCCAGGGACGGGACGAAUCGGGGCACCCUGAAGGAUAUCCAGACAACGUCCAUAGUGCCCGUUGAUCUGAAUGUGAUCCUCUUUCGCAGCGCCAAGAUCCUUGCGGAAUUCAAUCGCAAGGCUGGCCACAACAGCAAGGUGGAGGAGUACUCGGACAUUGCCUGCGGCCUCGUCAAGGCGGUGCGCGACGUCCUGUGGAACGAGGAGGCUGGCAUCUGGCUGGACUACGACAUGCUGAACAACCGUCCGCGCCCCUACUUCUCCGCCUCCAACUUCUCGCCGCUGUGGGCACGCGCCUUCCCCCUGGUCGACACCGAUAAGAUCUCCCGGGGCGUGAUGAACUACAUCAAGAUGCACAAUCUGGACGACUACCCUGGUGGAGUGCCCAACACAAUGAACAGGGAUACGGGGCAGCAGUGGGACUACCCGAAUGUGUGGCCUCCCAUGAUGUUUAUGAUUAUCGAUGGGCUGCACAAUCUGGGCACACCCGAGGCCAGGGCCAUGUCCGAGCGCUGGGCCCAUCGCUGGGUGAAGAAUAACUACGAGGCCUACGCCCUAACGGGCUUCAUGUUCGAGAAGUACAAUUGCGAGAAAUUUGGCUCUGGUGGCGGCGGUGGGGAGUAUCAGAAUCAAACGGGUUUCGGCUGGACCAAUGGCAUCAUUCUCGAAUACCUCUCCCGAUACGGCCCGGAGCUGUCCCUCCAGGACCGCAGUGAUGUGCAUUGCAGAAGCACGGUGGGAAAAUCAGCAACGGGCAAUCUCGGCGACUGCCCCGUGACCAGUCAGAGCAAAAUGAUCACGAAAAAGAAUUACAUCAUCACCAGUGAGAACAAUAUCGCUGUCAGCAACAGAGACGGUCCGGGCCACUGUUCGGGUCCCUGUGCGCAGAAAGUAGUGGACGAGGCCUCCAAUCGUAUGAAGCAGUCGCUCGUGUCGAACAUAGUCGGACAUCCUGUGGUCGCCAGUCCAAAACGAGCCACAACCAUCUCAUCCGGACGAUCUACAAUCCCGGCUACGGGAAGAUCCACGAUUCAUAAAUCAGGACGAUCCACGAUCACCAGCUAUCCACAGCUGGAGGAAGCUUCCACUGGCGAGUACAAUGCUUCAGUGCUUCCACGAGAACAAGCCUCUGCCAUUCCCUACACUCGAGAACAGGCCUCCGGCAUUCCCUACACUCGAGAACAGUCCACAAGUCCAACUUUCAGUCCCGGUCGAACACCAAUCGGUUCUGCACCAGAAUCAAGGCUCCCAACUGCUGUGGAGACGACUGUUUUCCCUGAGCGUUACACACGGACACAGUCGGCUGCUGAUCCUUACCUUCGAGAACAGUCCGCAGCUGAGGCUUAUGCUCGAGAACAGUCCGCUGUGGCUCCUUACCUUCGAGAACUAUCUGCUGUUGAUGCUUAUGGUAGAGAACAGUCCGCUGUUGAUCCUUAUGCUCGAGAACAGUCGGCAGCAGAUCCUUAUGCUCGCGAACAGUCCGCAGCUGAUUCCUACCUUCGAGAACAAUCUGCUGCUGAUCCUUAUGGUAGAGAACAGUCCGCUGCUAAUCCUUAUGCUCGCGAACAGUCCGCUGUCGAUUCUUACGUUGAAGAACAAUCUACAGCUGAUCCUUACAAUCGAGAGCAGUCCGCUGUUGCUGCUUACACUCGAGAACAGUCCGCUGUUGCUGCUUACACUCGAGAACAGUCCGCUGUUGCAGCUUACACUCGAGAACAGUCCGCUGUUGCUGCUUACAGGCCAGAACAGUCCGUUGUUGGUCGAGAACAGUCUGCUCUUUCCGGUGCAGGCCGCACCACGAUCCCCAGCCAACGGGUGUCGAGCAGUCGCAAAUCUGUCGAGAACAGCGGUUCUCCUGUGCGUUACAGUCGAGAAAAAUCCGCUGCAGAUCCCUAUAGUCGCGAACAAUCAGCGAUUUCUGCUUCCCAUCGAGAUCAAAGCAGUGCCAUUCAGAGUCCAGCACGAUCCCCGACGCUGACGGUGGAAAACAAUAACAACAAUAAUGUGACUCUGAAUCAACGGCAGUCAAGGAGUCCUUCAAAUCCUUCUCCUGUUCCUCGAGAGCAAGCCUCUGCUGUUCCCACUCAAGGAAAACCGUCGAUCGAUCAGUCCAGCUACGUGGAGUACACUCCCCCAAAUGAUCCUUACAGCCAGGAGCAGUCUGAUGCCGAUUUUAACAGUCAAGAACAAUCUGAUGGCGAACCAUUUAGUCCUGAACAAUCCGCUAUUGACAAUCGUGAACAGUCUGCGGUUGAUCCUUACACUCGGGAACAGUCUGCUGUUGAUCCAUACAGUCGGGAACAGUCUGCUAUGGAUCCAUACACACGAGGACAGUCGGCUGCUGAUCCUAAUGGUCGAGAACAGUCCGCUGUUGAUCCCUACAGUCGACAACAAUCCACUGCUGCUGCUUACAAUCGAGAGAAAUCUUCAGCAGAUCCUUACAAACGGAAACAGUCCGCUGCAGAUUCUAACAAUCGUGAACAUUCCGCUAUGGAUCCUUACAGUCGCGGACAGUCGGCCUAUGAUACAUACAAUCGAGAAAAAUCUUCAGCUGAUCCUUAUGGUCGAGAACAGUCCGCUGCUGAUCCUAAUAAUAGAGAACAGUCCGCCAUGGAUCCCUACAAUCGAGAACAGUCUGCUGUGGAUCCUUACAGUCGAGAACAGUCCGCUGCUGAUCCUUAUAAUAGAGAACAGUCCGCCAUGGAUCCCUACAAUCGAGAACAGUCUGCUGUAGAUCCUUACAGUCGACAAGUGCCCGCCAUGGAUGAUAACCAUCGAGAACACUCCUCUAUGGACCCUUACAGCCAAGAACGAUCCCGUGCAGAUCCUUACAGUCAAGAACAGUCCGUUGUUGAUUCUUCCAUGCAAGAGCAAGCUACUGCUGAACCUUCCAAAUCGAAGAAACCGUGUCAACGAUGUCUGGAAGUACCGACGAAUGCUGGCCAACCACAAUACAGGAUCAUGGCUGCUGUCCCGUUCACUGCUGCUGCUGUGCCUUACAAUGCUUCCAUACAGCCACAAUCUUAUGCGUCUUACGAAGAUCAACAAUCCGCUGCUGUUCCCUACAAUGGAGAACAAUCCGUUGGUGAUCCCAGCCUGGUACGAACCACGAUGCCUGGUCAACGAGAGACUAGGUUCACGGCCGCUCCCAUGUACGCGCCGAGUGCUAUUCAGCAAGAGGUUUUGCUGUCUCCCUGCGAGUGUUCGUUAACUUCACAGAACUCAGAACACGAUUCUUCAAACUAUGGGCAGGAUAUGCAAGGCCCAGCAACGGCAUCGUUAGCGCCCCGUGGCAGCAGAAGUCAAUCGGGAUACGACCCUCCCGAUACUCCCGACUGUCCAGACCUUCCAGAAGGCUGCUUCGUCUGUCCGCGCUGUGGCGGCCUAAAGCAGCAACCACCGACCGUACAGUGUAAGGCGACAAAUCAGCCAUCGGUGCCAGUGGUGCCAGCGAGGCAAGUGGCGUCAGUGGAAGAGGAUUGCGAAUGUGGGCCACCUACCAGCAGCAUGCAAGCGGCGCCUGCUCCAGUGUCGCAAACAGAAUCAGAUUGUGGCUGUAGCCCGCCUACCAGCAGAACCAAGUUACCGGCCAUCAAGCAGUUCCCGCUGGCCGAUCAAAAAGGACCAGAGUGUCCGCAGGAGAAACCCCCACAAAGGAUGUGCUGCGGUUGCCCCAUUCCCUCACCACCCCAAGAAAAAGACGACUGUUAGCUGUAGAUCCUCCAGUACUGUAAAAUUCCAAUCCAACUUUCGAUUAUAAAAUAGACAACACACAGCCGAAAA